Molecule: messenger RNA, 660 nt
Organism: Debaryomyces fabryi
Lineage: Eukaryota; Fungi; Ascomycota; Pichiomycetes; Serinales; Debaryomycetaceae
Gene: HIS1
Product: ATP phosphoribosyltransferase
Exons: 1
Coding region: 1-660 (219 amino acids)
Biological process (GO): L-histidine biosynthetic process
Cellular component (GO): cytoplasm
Molecular function (GO): ATP phosphoribosyltransferase activity; magnesium ion binding
Source: RefSeq, a predicted model, not a curated record
AUGUUCGAUUCUAUUGAAGAUUUAUUAGAUUUACAAUUUGGAUCUUGUAAGUUACAAAUCCAAGUCCCAGCUGAGGGAGAAAUCACUAAGGCUGAACAAUUGGUUGGUAAGAAGAUUGUCAGUUCAUUCACCAAAUUGAGUACCGAUUAUUUCAAACAAUUGGAAAAGAUUGAAGAUGAAACUAAAUUAACCACAAAUAUCAGAUAUGUCGGUGGUUCGGUUGAAGCAUCUUGUGCAUUGGGAGUUGCAGACGCCAUUGUUGAUUUAGUUGAAAGUGGUGAAACUAUGAAGGCAGCUGGUUUGACUGCAAUUGAAACUAUUUUGCAAACUUCCGCUCACUUAAUUUCUUCCAAGAAACCAAAAUUCCCUGAAUUGGUUGAAAGAAUUCACCAAAGAUUUGAAGGUCUUAUGGCUGCACAAAAAUACGUUUUAUGUAACUACAACGCUCCAAGAUCUAUUUUGAGUACUGUUUUACAAAUCACUCCAGGUAGAAGAUCUGCAACUAUUUCAGCUUUAGAAAAGAAGAGUGACGAAAAUGAAGAAUGGGUGGCUGUUUCUUCUAUGGUCGAAAAGAAAAAGAUAAGUGAUAUCAUGGAUGAUUUGAAAAAGGCUGGCGCAUCAGACAUUUUAGUGUUUGACAUCGGUAACUGUAGAGUUUAA